AUGGCGCACCUGGACGAUCCGGAGUUCGAGCACGGCGCGUUCGAUGCGCUCGUGGAGGGGUUCGCGACGUACGAGGACUACCUAGACAGCCAGAUCACCGCGACGGACCUGUUCUACCUCGACGAUGUCGAGCUGGCGAGGCAGCUUGUUGAACUGGGGUACCGCGGCAACGGCGAGGUGCUCUCGCGCGAGGAGUUCGUGUCCCGGAAAGAAGCCGCCGAGCUCGCGAAGAAGGAACGCUACUCCAGACGGCCACGCAUCCUGGUGAGCGCGGGAAAGGACGUGGAGCACUCGCCUCUGCUCAAGGCGCUCUCGGUGCGCGAGGAGGCCGUUCUGAACGGGAAGCUCGCGACGAUCAUCUUCGUGCGCGACCGGAACUCGCGCGGGCAGGAGGUGUCCGGGUACAUCGACUUCGGCCACCGCCUGCGCACGGAGAACCUCGAGCCGGUGUUUCUGGGGCGGCGGCGGCUGAUGCCUAAGGCGUCCGACCUGAGCUACUACAACUGGGAGACGAAGAUGAGCGCGUUCAACCACACGCCGAACUUCCUCGUCAUCGCGGACCCCGAGCUCGGCCUGCUGUUCAAGAACAAGCGCGACCGCAAAGUGAUCAACGUCGACCCGCGCAGCACGCCCGGGGACAACUCGUGCCGCGUGGAGCUCGAGGGGGGCGAGUACACGCAGGUCGUGAUCUACGACCACAUCACGCGGCGCCGCGGAUGA
Pedinophyceae sp. YPF-701 is the source of this 720-nucleotide messenger RNA. The record is from the annotation of a GenBank genome assembly. Lineage: Eukaryota; Viridiplantae; Chlorophyta; Pedinophyceae.